Molecule: messenger RNA, 1536 nt
Organism: Cylindrotheca closterium
Lineage: Eukaryota; Bacillariophyta; Bacillariophyceae; Bacillariales; Bacillariaceae
Source: the annotation of a GenBank genome assembly
AUGCCUCCAAAGAAGAAAGCCAGACUGAAGCUUGAACAAAAUAGUGUCUUUGUUGUCACAGCGGCAACCACCAAAGAUCAAAUUCCAAACGAUGUUACGAUUGUCCGCGUUGAUGAAUCCGUUCGCGUCCUUCCUGACGGGAUCUUCGAGUAUUGCAUCGCAUUGGAAGAAGUGACAUUUGAAGAAGGUGCUCAAAUCAUUGGAGCAAAUGCCUUUGCAUGCUGUAAAGCGUUGGCAAAAGUCAAACUUCCCUCUACAUUGCGAAAGAUUCUAAAUAUGGCAUUCCAUCUUUGUUUAGGUUUAUGCACAAUCGAUUUGCCACUUGGUCUCAAAGUCAUUCGAGGCCAUGCUUUUACUGGUGCAGGACUACGUCAUCUGGAAAUUCCUGCAACAGUUGAAACGAUUGGGCCUGCAGCUUUCAAAUACUGUAGACAGUUGGAAUCCCUAAUUCUACCACCGAAGCUGGAGGUGAUCGAGUUUGAACUUUUCUUCAUGUGCACGGAAUUGAAAGAGAUGAAGAUUCCAAGAACAGUAAAAGUAAUUGGGAGCGGUGCUUUCGCAUCUUGUUCAGCGUUGACACAUAUCCGGGUGUCGCCGAAUGUCACUUCCAUUGGAUGCCGAGAAGAAAGCACCAAUUCAGUUUUUGGUGGGUGCGCUUCCUUGCGAUCACUGGAACUUCCAGAAGGAUUGGAAACGAUCGAACUACUCCCCUUUGCAGAUGAGGACCUGCACCCCUUUGCUGAUGAGGAAUUGGAAGACAUCCUCGGAUGGUCAUCUUUGGUGAAUCUGUAUUUGCCUCCAACGCAGACUGUGCACGAUAGAUUCUUGAAUAAAGCAAUUCCUCAAACAUUUCAGCUUGCGAAAGUCGCACAAAAUUGGGAAGAUCUUGCCACAAAGCUACAAAACCGGUUCGAUGGGCUUCCUCUCCACAGAGUCUGCUACUUUCAAAGCUACCAUCUUGUAGAAGACACGAUUCAACAAAUCAGUGAUAUUCUGAGUGAUAAUCCAAGUGCUCUCUUUGAAACGGAUGCUUUUGGAAUGACUCCGUUGCAUAUCGUGGCACUUGCCCAGACGCCAAGACUGGAACUGCUUCAACACCUAGCAUCUGGAUUCGAUGUGCCUCGAACCAAGGAUUUGUUUGGAUCGACCGUUUUGGAAUAUAUUUCCAAGAAUCCGUUUGAGGAAGGAAGGCAUGCGACUCGAUGGUUGGUGAAUCUCCUUGUGGGACAAAGACUAUCUGUUCUGGGGCUGGAUCGAUGGAAGCAAGAGCUAUUGGCCAUGAAGGAAGGAGUCCUAAAGGCUGAUUGUGCAUCGACCAUGAGCCGCAAAGUCCAGUCUCUUUUGGAUGGGCUUGUGAAUUUGGAGUUUCUCGAGGUGCUUUCGUUGAUUGAAAUGGUUCUUUGGAGAAUCAAACUGGGCGAGAAUGCAUCUGAUCAAGGUGGCAUUGAUCGAGAGAGUUGUCGAGUCCAUUGUGGCAUUUCCAUACUCAUUGGGAACAUUUUACCCUUUCUUGGUAAAGACAAUAAAAGAACCUGA